AUUUUAAUAAACUCGUAUCUCAUUAAUAGUUGAAUUAUUUAGGCUGUUUUCGUACUCUACUUUGUUUUCCUACUCAUUGUUCUAAAUGCCACACUUUCCAUUGGAGGUCUGGAUUCAUCGAUAAAUUUUAUGACGUCGAUUUCUAUUUUGUUCAUUGUUUGAUCGAGCGUGUCCAUGCAGCUUAUACGCCUCGUCGAGAAAUUAAAAAAAAAUAUAAUUCCUUGGUUGGAAAAAAUGGAAGUCGGAAACCCAGAUGCCUCUUCAAUCAAAGCCCUCUCUGUUUCUCAGGUGGUAGAAGAGUUGAAAGAGCUGUGGGGUUUGACCUUUCCGGUAACUACCAUGAACUUCUUGGUGUUUUUAAGGCAGGUGGUCUCUGUCUUGUUCUUGGGCAGAAUUGGAAGCCUUGAGCUAGCAGGUGGUGCACUUGCUAUAGGAUUUACAAAUAUCACAGGCUAUUCUGUUAUGGUGGGUUUAGCCGCUGGGUUGGAACCCUUAUGCAGCCAAGCCUACGGAAGUAAAAAUUGGGAUCUCCUCUGUCUUUCUCUGCAACGCAUGAUCUUAAUCCUCCUCUUUGCAACUAUACCCAUCGGUUUUCUCUGGAUCAACCUUGACAACAUCAUGGUAUUUUUGGGUCAAGAUCACCAAAUCACAAGGAUGGCGGCUAUUUAUUGUAUUUAUUCUCUUCCAGACCUUUUAACAAACACCUUGUUGCAACCCAUAAAAAUAUUUUUGAGGUCACAAGAGGACACGAAACCCUUGAUGUAUAGCACUCUGGUAGCAGUUGGCCUUCAUGUGCCUCUGAAUUACAUGAUGGUGGUGGCGCUGGGGAUGGGAAUGCAAGGAGUGGCAAUGGCUUCGGUGAUAACAAAUUUGAACAUUGUGGGAUUGUUAUCUGGAUACGUGUGGGUGUGGGGAAGGAAAGGGGAGAUGAGAUGGACGUUGAAGGUGGGUGAGGUUUGUGGAGGCGUGGGGCCAGUGAUGAAGCUGGCUAUACCGAGUUGCUUGGGAAUCUGUUUGGAGUGGUGGUGGUAUGAAAUAGUGACAGUACUGUCUGGUUAUUUAUCCAAUCCAACGUCGGCUGUGGCCGCCACUGGGAUUCUCAUCCAAACUACAAGCAUGAUGUACACCGUACCCCUGGCUCUCUCUGGUUGCGUCUCCUCCAGGGUAGGGAAGGAGCUGGGAAGUGGAAAGCCAAGGAAAGCGAAAGCUGCAGCCGUGGUGGCAUUGGGAUGCGCACUUGUGGUAGGCGGAAUCAACGUGACGUGGACGGUGAUUCUCCGGCGGACAUGGGCCACACUUUUCACAGAUGAUAUGUCGGUUGAAUCAUUGGUCUCUUCGGCUUUGCCAAUCAUAGGUCUCUGUGAGCUUUGGAACUGCCCGCAGACCACUGGAUACGGCAUCCUUCGUGGCACUGCCCGUCCUGCUGUGGGUGCUCGUAUCAACUUGGGAUCUUUUUACCUGGUGGGCACCCCUGUGGCUGUGGGCCUUGCAUUUGGGCUUCGAGUUGGAUUUGUUGGGCUUUGGUUUGGGCUGCUCUCAGCCCAGAUCACUUGUGCUGUGUCGAUGUUAUAUAUGGUUUUGGUGAAGACUGAUUGGGAGGCUGAGGCUUUGAAGGCUAAGCAGCUCACUGGUUUGGAAAUGACGGCCGCUAAUGGUGCAGAAGGGGAAACCCAGGGGCUCCUUGGUGAGGAAAAUAGCCAUUAACUUUACAUUCUCUAGAGAGAGAUUGAAAUGGUUUCUUCUUCUUCUUCUUCUUCUUGUUUUUUUUUCGUGUUUUUGGCUGUUGGUGGUGUUAUCUAUUUUGUGUGAAUGUUCCUUUGCGUUUUUGAAAGUCUUGUGGUGAUGCAGCGUUUGAUUA
Molecule: messenger RNA, 1858 nt
Organism: Cucurbita pepo subsp. pepo (vegetable marrow)
Lineage: Eukaryota; Viridiplantae; Streptophyta; Magnoliopsida; Cucurbitales; Cucurbitaceae
Source: RefSeq, a predicted model, not a curated record